AUUUUGUCGUACAUAACGCUGCUUAAGACGAUUUUCAAGUGCACGGCCCGUUGUUCAUACAGUCGGACUUAGAAAUUUUAUAACAUAGCGUGUAAAUAGAGGAAGAACAAACGGUCAAGAAGAUAAUCAUUACUGUAUACAGAAAGGUUUAAGCCCAUCAACACCACACACAUCAUGUACAUCCGCCCCAUGACCCGGGCCGACACGCCCGAAGUGGCCGCCAUAACGACUGCCAUGUUGGCAGACGACGAGAUCUUCCGCUGGCUCAGCCCAGGCCAGGACAAGUACCCAGACGACCUGCGCCGGUGGCACGUGAUCCGCAUCCGGUCGCGCAUCGCGCAGGCCGGGUCCCAUGGCUUCGUCAUGGCGACCGAGGAGUCGGAUCCAGAGUGGAGCGGGAGGGAGGAGGUGACGGGGUUGGCGUUCUUCAUCAGGAGGGGGGACGACGAGGCGGCGAGGAAGUGGCAGCGGAGUUCGUUGUUGAGGAAAAUCGAUUGUCAUCUUCUGUCAUGGGAGCAGUGGUAUGAAGAGCAUUUUCUUGACCGCGCCCAAGAUACCAAGCGCAUGGAGAUCUACAUGGACAAGCUGCCCACCGACCUGUACAACCUCCUAGGCCCGCGAUGGCACGUUGGUCUGCUCGGCGUGUCGCCAAAGUAUCAGCGCAGGGGCAUCGGCGGCAGGUUGCUGCAGUACGGGCUGAAGUUUGCGACUGAGGAGGAUCUGCCCGUGACGCUGGAGGCGAGCGCCAAGGGCCAUAAUUUGUACCUGAGGUCGGGGUUCAAGAUCAUAGCGGAUGCGGAGAUCGUGGAUGGAUUGAGGAGUGCAGCGAUGGUGUGGGAACCGGAGGGGUCGCGGGGGAGGUGGUUGAGGGAUGUUGGAGAUCAGAGAGCGGAGAUUGUGACAAAAUAUUGAUGGAUUUGAUGGAUUUCAUAUAAAGCGAUUGGAAUGAGAGGUUCAAUGAAUGGCUAUCUCGGAACGUUGGCUGUUUAUUGUCGGUAAUCUCGUCAUAAGAAAUCAAACAUUGUUCGAC
Messenger RNA from Aaosphaeria arxii CBS 175.79, 1030 nucleotides. RefSeq names its product acyl-CoA N-acyltransferase. NCBI's taxonomy places the organism in Eukaryota, Fungi, Ascomycota, Dothideomycetes, Pleosporales. The coding region runs from base 175 to 912 and encodes 245 amino acids. The transcript has 4 exons. Gene Ontology annotation, molecular function: acyltransferase activity, transferring groups other than amino-acyl groups. The record is from RefSeq and is a predicted model, not a curated record.